Agelaius phoeniceus (red-winged blackbird) is the source of this 1996-nucleotide messenger RNA. It is a transcript of the gene MNAT1, whose product is annotated as MNAT1 component of CDK activating kinase. Gene Ontology annotation, biological process: positive regulation of cyclin-dependent protein serine/threonine kinase activity; nucleotide-excision repair; regulation of transcription by RNA polymerase II. Lineage: Eukaryota; Metazoa; Chordata; Aves; Passeriformes; Icteridae. The record is from RefSeq and is a predicted model, not a curated record. Gene Ontology annotation, cellular component: transcription factor TFIIH holo complex. Gene Ontology annotation, molecular function: cyclin-dependent protein serine/threonine kinase activator activity.
AGGAGGAGGCCAUGGACGACUUGGGCUGCCCGCGGUGCAAGACCACCAAAUACCGCAACCCCUCCCUGAAGCUGAUGGUGAACGUCUGCGGGCACACGCUAUGUGAGAGCUGUGUGGAGCUGCUGUUUGUGAGAGGGGCUGGGAACUGCCACGAGUGUGACACCCCCCUGAGGAAGAGCAACUUCAGGGUGCAGCUCUUUGAGGACCCUGCUGUCGACAAGGAAGUGGAAAUCCGGAAGAAAGUGCUGAAAAUAUACAAUAAAAGAGAGGAAGACUUUCCCACUCUAGAUGAAUAUAAUGAUUUCUUGGAAGAAAUAGAAGAAAUUGUAUUUAACUUGACCAACAAUGUGGACUUGGAGAACACCAAAAAGAAAAUGGAGCUGUAUCAAAAGGAUAACAAAGAAGUCAUUCAGAAGAAUAAGUUAAAACUGACGCGGGAGCAGGAGGAGCUGGAGGAGGCUCUGGAGGUGGAGCGGCAGGAGAGCGAACAGAGGCGCCUGUUCAUGCAGAAGGAGGAGCAGCUCCAGCAGAUGAUAAAAAGGAAGAAUAAACAGGCACUCCUGGAUGAUCUGGAGAGCUCUGAUCUUCCUGCCUCUCUGCUCUUAGCUCAGCAUAAGGACAGAUCUACUCAGCUAGAAAUGCAGCUGGAAAAACCCAAACCUGUCAAACCAGUCACGUUUUCCACUGGCAUCAAAAUGGGUCAGCAUAUUUCAUUAGCUCCCAUUCAAAAGUUAGAGGAAACUUUGUAUGAAUAUCAGCCUCUGCAAGUGGAGACAUAUGGACCACAAGUUCCAGAGCUAGAAAUGUUGGGAAGGCUGGGGUACCUCACCCACGUUCGAGCCGCCUCCCCGCAGGACCUGGCUGGGGGCUACACGUCCUCGCUGGCUUGUCACCGGGCCCUGCAGGACGCUUUCAGCGGGCUCUUCUGGCACCCCAGUUAGCCCGGGAGCACCAGGCUGUGACCAAGGGACACGCAGCGGGGCGAGGAGCGACGCGAGGCAGCGAAGGCGGGGCGGGAUCGCGUCCGCCCGCACCGGCCGGGCUGCGCUCGCUGCUCUGUGCCCCCCUCUGGUGCAAACCCGGCUGCGCUCAAGUGUUAAAGGGAAAAACCAAACCCCCUCUGCACCGGAGCUGUGUAAAAUGGCAGAUACAUUCUUGUGGAGGGGGAAACUCGUUACUCAUGUGGCACUUUGCUGAGGGAGGCUGAAGCAAUAAGCCACAUCUAAUGGAAGAUGUGAAUAACUCAGCUGUGUACGUUUGAGGCUUAAAGAAAUACACUUGUAAAUUUUUUUUUAAAUAAAGCCAGACUUUAAUAAAGUUUGUGGUUUUACUCUUAUUGCAGGUUUUAUUUGCACAAGCAUUUAAAUGCCAUUUUGAUUAUAACAUUUAGUGUCAAUAUUCAAGCCUGCAUUUUCUUCCCAUAAAACUAGUUUUCCCAGUUUAGACAAGUGGGUUUUUCCUCCUGCCAGCUGGAGGAGACAAGAAACUCUGGAAAUAUGCUGACACAGCUCUUGUGUGGGAUCCUUCCUCCCUGUGUCACUUGGUUCUUACCUUUGCUUGGAAAACAAAGCUUUAGCUCAAGGUCUUUCAGCUGAGGUGCUCUAGAAGCAAUCUAAGAAAUGUCAAUACAAGGCAUUGUAGUCAAAAUUGUGGGGUUCCCUUUUGGGGUUUGUUUGUUUUGCUUUUGUAUGUUUGCUUUUUCCUGUUUACCUCCAUUUGCAGCUUUUCUGUCAUAAACUCAGGAGUUUAUUUAGGUGGGAACAUCCCUUUGGCUUUGGGGAUGGUCCCUGCCACCUGAUGUGAUCCUUUUUGUAUUCCUUGCCUGCUCCUUGUGAUGGAGCCUUGACCAAGUGCAGGAGGUGGGAAGCUGCUCAGGACAGCCACCCUGGGCCAUGUUUUAUAGGCCACCUGCUCAUAGCUGCUGAAUCCUGCUCUGAGGAGUGCACUAGAUGGAUGGAUUUUCUCUAUGCUGUAAUAAAGAGAUGAAUGAGAUCUA